AUGGUAUAUGAAGCUAAACCAUUUGAUCCAAUCACUGUGAAACCAAACGAAAAAAAACGGGUAGCAUAUUUUUAUGAUGCAGAUGUAGGCAAUUAUGCAUAUGGGGCAGGCCACCCAAUGAAACCACACAGAAUAAGAAUGGCUCACUCUCUAAUCAUGAACUACGGUCUAUAUAAGAAAAUGGAGAUCUAUAGAGCCAAACCCGCCACAAAACAAGAAAUGUGCCAGUUUCACACAGACGAAUACAUAGAUUUCUUGUCCCGUAUCACUCCUGAUAAUUUAGAAAUGUUUAAAAAGGAGAGUGUCAAGUUUAAUGUUGGUGAUGAUUGUCCAGUGUUUGAUGGUUUAUAUGAAUAUUGUAGCAUAUCCGGUGGUGGUUCAAUGGAGAGUGCUGCUAGACUAAAUAGAGGCAAGUGUGAUAUCGCCAUCAAUUAUGCCGGUGGCUUGCACCAUGCUAAAAAAUCUGAAGCUUCUGGGUUCUGCUAUCUAAAUGACAUUGUGCUUGGUAUCAUAGAACUCUUAAGAUACCACCCAAGAGUCCUUUAUAUAGACAUCGACGUACAUCAUGGUGACGGUGUAGAAGAGGCGUUCUACACAACAGAUAGAGUCAUGACCUGUUCAUUCCAUAAGUAUGGUGAAUUUUUCCCUGGGACGGGUGAAUUAAGAGAUAUAGGUGUAGGUUCAGGGAAAUAUUAUGCCGUGAAUGUACCUUUGAGAGAUGGGAUCGAUGAUGCAACUUAUAAAUCAGUGUUCGAGCCUGUAGUAAGCAAAAUUAUGGAAUGGUACCAACCUUCCGCUGUUGUCCUACAAUGUGGUGGUGAUUCUUUGUCUGGUGACAGACUAGGUUGUUUCAAUUUAUCGAUGCAAGGACAUGCCAACUGUGUCAAUUUUGUUAAAUCCUUCAACAUUCCAAUGAUGGUGGUAGGUGGUGGUGGUUACACAAUGAGAAAUGUGGCAAGAACAUGGUGUUUCGAAACAGGUCUGCUAAAUAAUGUCAUUUUGGAUUCUGAAUUGCCAUAUAACGAUUAUUAUGAAUAUUAUGGACCGGAUUAUAAACUAGACGUUAGACCGUCAAACAUGUUUAAUGUCAAUAGUCCUGAAUAUCUAGAUCAUAUUCUAACGUCAAUCUUCAAAAACUUAGAGCAUACUAAAUAUGCACCAAGUGUACAAUUAAAUCAUGUACCUAAGGAUAGAGAAGAUCCUGGCGAUGUAGAGGAAGACACAGAGGAGGCAAAGGAGACUAAAGGUGGAUCCCAGUAUGCUAGAGAUCAAAUAGUAGAAAAUAGAAAUGAGUUUUAUUAG
Molecule: messenger RNA, 1302 nt
Organism: Arxiozyma heterogenica
Lineage: Eukaryota; Fungi; Ascomycota; Saccharomycetes; Saccharomycetales; Saccharomycetaceae
Gene: RPD3
Product: histone deacetylase RPD3
Exons: 1
Coding region: 1-1302 (433 amino acids)
Biological process (GO): negative regulation of transcription by RNA polymerase II
Cellular component (GO): Rpd3L-Expanded complex; nucleus
Molecular function (GO): histone deacetylase activity
Source: RefSeq, a predicted model, not a curated record